CUCGACUGCUCUCUCCGCCGCAGUUCACGAGCACGAGUCACGGAAAACGUGUGCGGAAAGUUUUGGGUGGAUUAGAGUGGAAAACCUGUUAUUACAAACCUGUUAUUUUCGCUUGAAUCUUAUAUUUGCAGUCGCAUGUUUGCUCAGAGAGCGAACACAGCGGGACUGGAAGUCAGGAGAGAGAGCCACUCAGCAACAUGACGGCGGGCAAGACAGCGCACAAGGUGCUGCUCACGCAACAAAGAGCGGCGCACGACCUGGCCGAAGCAGGCGUGUCUGUCUCUGCACCUCACGACACCACAGAGGUGCUGAAGGCGAGGUACGUGUUCGCGCUGCUGGGCUUCCUGGGAGCCUCCAUCCUCUACUUCGUGCGAGUGAACAUCUCGGUGGCCAUCGUGGCCAUGGUGAACCACACGGCUCUGGCCUCGGCGCGAAGCCCCUCGGAGGAGGCCUCGCACGACGUCUGUCCCGGGGGCGACAAUGACACGCUGCUCAAGUCAGAAGAUGGCGAGUUCGUGUGGGACGAGGAGAGGCAGGGCCUCAUCCUGUCCGGGUUCUUCUACGGCUAUGCGGCGGGACAGCUGGUCGGGGGCCAGUUGGCGGAGCGCUUCGGCGGCAAGAUGGUGUAUGGGCUGGGCACCUUCCUAGCGGCAGCCCUCACCGUGGUCAGUCCGCAGUGCGCCUGGCUCAGUCACCACCUGCUGUUCGCCGUGCGCCUGCUGGAGGGACUCGCCGAGAGCGUAACAUAUCCAGCAUUGCAGUUCAUGAUUUCAAAAUGGGCUCCACCUCAAGAAAGGAGCAGAUUUUCCAUUAUCUUUUCAGGUGGCUACCUCGGGACCAUCACGUGUUUCCCGAUCUCGGGACUGCUGUGCGACUGGGGCGUCGCUGGGGGCUGGCCAAUGGUGUUCUACGUGUUUGGAGGGAUCGGCGUCGUCUGGUUCAUCCCGUGGCUCUUCCUGGUCUACGACUCCCCGCAGCAACAUCCCCGGAUAUCGCCGGAGGAACGCGACUACAUAGAGAAGUCUAUUGGAGCAAUUCCAUCAAAGAAAUCACUGCCAACCCCGUGGAAGGCUCUACUGCUCUCCCCGGGGGUGUGGGCGUGUGCUGUUAUGUACAUGGGCAUCGGCUGGACCUUCUUCACGCUGCUCACAGGCCUGCCAACCUACAUGAAGCAUGUGCUGCAUUUCAACAUCAAGAAUAAUGCAGCCCUGAGCACAAUCCCAUACAUAACGGGAGGAGUGUUCAGUGUGAUCCUCGGCUACCUGAUGGACUACAUCAUCGCCAGGGGCCGUGUCACCAAGCUGACUGCCUGCAAGAUCUGCAAUGCGAUAACCUCCAUCGGUCCAGCCGUCACCCUGGUGCUCAUCACGCUGAUUGGCUGCGACCCUGUGUGGAUCAUCGUGCUGCUGGCUCUGAAUGGCCUGUGCAUGGGCACCCAGUACACGGGCAACAGCAUGAACCUCAUAGCGCUGGCGCCCAACUUCGCGGGCACGACGUACGGUCUGUGCAACACCUUCUCCAGCACGGUGGGCAUCCUGGCGCCCUACGUCACGGGCUUCCUCACCAACGGCAACCAAACUCGAACUCAGUGGAACGUGGUUUUCUACACUUCAGCGGCUGUCAGUAUGAUCACUUUUAUAUUCUACAUGGCCCUGUGUACAGACGAAGAACAGCCGUGGAACAACCCCCACCCUGACAUGGCACUGGAGCCAAUGAACAAGAAACCAAAAAGCGAACUUGACAAGAUGAAGUCUAAUGAGUCAUUCAGUCAGCUGUCUCUGCAUCUUAAUUAAUUCAUAAUAAGUAUCCAAGCAAAACAUUUCAAUAAUAGCCCACUGUGCAGCUGUGGAAACUUAUCACCCACGUGUGGUUGCUGACUUGGGCGAUAUUCAGUGAACUGUGUCUCGAAGACGUGGCUGGUGUGUCUUGCCAGUGAACUGUAAGAGUUACAUGUGAAACAAUUUUUUUUUUAACUAAAACUCAAUUGUUGUAGAAUAAGUGAUCAAUCCUGCCAUUCAGUGACACUAAGAUCAUGAUGUGCAUUUAAAAUUAUAUAUAUUUCUCAUUUUGGUGUUUAACAAUACAAGAAGUGGAAAAAGUUUUAAGUAACGGAAGAGCACAUCUGAUUGAUGAAGGUAAAGUGUGUGAUGUCUGUAUUUGUGUUUCCUCUUCGUACAGCACACGUCCUUCCAACUGGGAGGGCCUGCUGAGCUACUUGACAGGACCUGGCCUUGCCAAUGAGAGGUAGGCAUACCGUGCUCGCUCGCCGUGUGGCCAGGGACUAACACAGUACAGUGCUAUGUGAAAGUGCAUAUUCUGGGGCAAACAUUUUAUAGUUUGUUAAACAUUUGCAAGUUUAUUUUUUUUAUCAAAUCACUAAUUUAUAUUAUAAUAUUUUUGUAAUAAUUAAAAGAAUAAGAGUUAGCA
This is a messenger RNA of Bacillus rossius redtenbacheri, 2427 nucleotides long. RefSeq names its product sialin-like. Bases 198 to 1793 code for a protein of 531 amino acids. Gene Ontology annotation, biological process: transmembrane transport; monoatomic anion transport. Gene Ontology annotation, molecular function: transmembrane transporter activity. Lineage: Eukaryota; Metazoa; Arthropoda; Insecta; Phasmatodea; Bacillidae. The record is from RefSeq and is a predicted model, not a curated record. Gene Ontology annotation, cellular component: membrane. The transcript is spliced from 11 exons.